AUGUCGAAUUGGUCGCAUUUAGAUAUGAAUCCAUUGACAGGUCGAACAACAACAUAUGGAUUUGAAUAUACAGCUGAGAGUCAUUUUCAGCCAAGCGAUGGUCCUCUUUCAGCACAGAAUAAGUCAACAAAUAAUGGCAUGCGUGUACGAAAACUACAAGCCAUACUAGCGUUAGUCGAUUGUCGAGAACAAGACGGUGGGUUUCACGCAGUGCCCGGUUUUCAACAUUAUAUAGCUGCGUGGACAAAAAGUAAUCAUAAAGUAUGUUUGGGCUCUAAUCAAAGUUCAGAUCCAACAACUACUCAGAUUCCUUGGGAUGAUCCUAUUCGAGAACAUAUUCAAUGUAUGCCAAUAAGGAAGGGAAGUUUACUUGUCUGGGAUAGUCGCUUGCCACAUGGAAACUAUCCUAAUAGUUCAAAUCAAAUGCGAAUCAUUCAAUAUUUACAUAUGGCACCCAUUGCUGAUGAAGCAUUGCGUCCAUUUCCAUUGCUAAAAGAAGAUUUACCUGAAACAUUUCAACUGACAGAGUUAGGUGAAAAUUUGUACGGCUUUAAAUCAUGGGAAUCGGAUCUUGCACAACAUAGAUUUCAAGAGCAGAAAAAUCCAGAGAUUCUGUGUCAAGUCAACUACGAAAGAUUUGAAAGAGCCAUAAUGAAAGAUCGAUGUGAUACGGAAAAAAAUACCUCACCAGUUGUCGAACCGACAAGCUGA
Molecule: messenger RNA, 711 nt
Organism: Rotaria socialis
Lineage: Eukaryota; Metazoa; Rotifera; Eurotatoria; Philodinida; Philodinidae
Source: the annotation of a GenBank genome assembly